AUGCAUCUGAGUCUUGGUAUCCUUCGGAUCCUCCUCCUUCAGACGGUCUUUGACAACGACAUGAUCAGAGCUGCAGCCAUGAAAGCCACCGCAGACACUGCAUUUCGCCUGUCCGGGCUCGGUGCCGGAGGCGCAGGCGCAGGCCAUAUCCUGGUCGGCCAGAGUAUCCCCGUCCGGCCUGACGCCGGCGCACACGACAAGGGCACCCCCCGCGAGGCCUGGGGCCUCAAGUCCGGUCUCUACACGCCCCGCCAACUGGUCGAAGGGUUUGCGCCGCUGCUGGACACGGUCGUUUUCCGUCUGGGCCCCGAUCCACCGAAUGCCAGACCGGCGCGGGCCCAACUGCUCGACAACCUGGCCGCCAAUCUCGACACCAACACCCGCGAAGCCACCCUGCACUUCCCCGACACCGACCUCGAUGACUCCCGCCAGGAGAUCGCCGAGCAGGCGAGACGCAUCGGACGCACGCUCGUCCAGUACGCGCGCAACCACACGGGCGGCCCGUUCAAUCCCGACCUCUACCUGCGCAGCCCCUGCGAGGGCCAUCUCCUCAUCCCGCCCAACGUCGACCUGAUGUUCGGCCGCCGCAGCCAGUCGCAUCUGAUGCAGCUGUUCAACGAGUACAUGCACCAGAUGGUCCUCCUGCGGGACGCCCUGCUGCCGUUCAAGAACUACGAGGACGUGGUCAUCCCCGUCGACGGCCGCGCCGCGCGAGGCAUCCGGCAUCUCGAGCCAUCCCGGGCGGAGUUCCUCACCCACCUCCUGACCAAGGAGGUCACCCAAUCGGCCAUCAUCAAACACGCCCAGGCUCUCCUCGCCCCGGGCCUCCUCUCGCGCUCCAGCCUGACGUCCCCAAAGGCUAGCCCCGGCUACGGCUUCCAGUACGCCCACGGCCUAGUCCUGCCCGCUUUCCUGGCCGGCGGUCCGACUCCGUUCCAUCUGCUCCAGUAUCUCCCCGCCAAGCUGGUCGACGACGCCCCCACCGACGUCGUCUUCGACUACCGCAUCCAGGACUACUAUCUCGCGCCUCGCGUCGAGAUCCCCGCCGGCACCGAGAAGUCUCCGGCCGCAGGAAUGGGAUACCCCUUGGCCAACGGCUGGGGCACACCGGCCCUAGCCGUGCAGAGCACCAGCAUCGGAGUCGUUCCCCCAACCCCGUCGUCCCAGACAGUCCGGCAGCUGGACCUGCAACUCCAGCUCGAGAACGGCCAGUGCGUCGCCGUCGAUCUGGGACAGGUGGCGCGCGGCCAUCGCUACGCCUACCAGGCAUCCAAGGCCAGCGAGUCCGCGGCCUCCACCAACGGGAGUAAGACCAGCGGCACGGCCCCCGUAGUCCACGUCCACGUCCACGACGCGGCCUCCGUCCUCCUGGAGACCGGAGGCGACGGCGACGGCCUCGUGACGGCGCAGAAUGGCGGGCUGCAUGUGAUCCCCGUGCAGGACCCCGUCGUUGCGCUGGCGCUUCUGGGGAAGCUCUACCCGGGGAACGUGGUCCUUCUGCCGGAGUCGGAGGACCUGGCGCAGGCCGAGAAGGCCGGGAAGGGGCUGGAGCCGAAGUUUGUGCUUUGGGGCGGCGUGGAGCGUGGUGGGUUCCGGGGGAAGUUUUAG
Aspergillus thermomutatus is the source of this 1608-nucleotide messenger RNA. RefSeq lists its product as uncharacterized. The record is from RefSeq and is a predicted model, not a curated record. The transcript has a single exon. NCBI's taxonomy places the organism in Eukaryota, Fungi, Ascomycota, Eurotiomycetes, Eurotiales, Aspergillaceae. The coding region runs from base 1 to 1608 and encodes 535 amino acids.